Nymphalis io (European peacock) is the source of this 1302-nucleotide messenger RNA. It is a transcript of the gene Or85e, whose product is annotated as putative odorant receptor 85e. NCBI's taxonomy places the organism in Eukaryota, Metazoa, Arthropoda, Insecta, Lepidoptera, Nymphalidae. The coding region runs from base 16 to 1302 and encodes 428 amino acids. The transcript has 8 exons. Gene Ontology annotation, biological process: sensory perception of smell; detection of chemical stimulus involved in sensory perception of smell. The record is from RefSeq and is a predicted model, not a curated record. Gene Ontology annotation, molecular function: olfactory receptor activity; odorant binding. Gene Ontology annotation, cellular component: plasma membrane.
AAUUAUACACAUUUUAUGGAAAUAACCCUGAAAACUGUCGGAUGUUGGGAUUGGUUCGAUAAACCGCGUAAAGAAUAUGAGAUAUUCAUAAAUAAUAUCUACUUGAGCAUUGUUUUAUUUGUUCUUAUUAAUUUGUUACUCUCGCUAAUCGUGAAUUUGUAUGUAGAAUGGAUUGACAUAAUGUCCAGUUUAGACAAAAUGGCGGACGGGUUACCGUUAAUAACAUCUGUGCUUAUCGUUUCUUAUUUCGCUAUAAACAAAGAUGCCAUGUAUGAUUUGGUUGGGUUUAUGAAUAAUAAUUUUAAAUGGCAUUCAGCUCGAGGGCUAACGAACAUGACAAUGGUAAAAAGUUAUAAGACGGCGAAAAAAUUUGCCUUCUUCUAUACAGCUUGCACUCUGUUCAGUGUUACCAUGUAUGUUUUCAUGCCUUUGGUUCUUCAUCUAUGGACAAAGCAAACUUUACAACCUUGGAUAUAUACCGAAGUCACUCAAACAUCUCUGAUCGUUCUGAUUUUCUUGCGCCAAUGUCUGGCACAGGCUUUUGUGGCGCUUGCUUUGGGGCAACUUGGUGUUUUUUUCGCUUGCCACGCUAUCUUGCUGUGUGGUCAGUUAGACUUGUUAUGCUGUUGUCUUCGUAACGUGCGUUACACUGCCAUCCUUGAAGGAGGGGUCCAAUAUAGCGCAUUAUCGAGUCAGUACAGCACUAUAGAAGAUGACGAAAAACAUAACUACCUGUACAACACGAGUGAAAUGAUCGAUUCGAAAUAUCAUUACGAUAAAAAAUUGAGAGCUAAUUUCAUUGGAAUGAAAACUGAAUUCGACAUAUACAGUUCUGAAUAUGACGACGCAACCAACGAUGCGCUCAAAGAGUGCGCGCGCAUCUGUCAAGUAAUCAACGAAUACAAGGACCGUUUUGAAAAGUUCGUCUCACCGUUACUUGUGCUACGGGUUGUACAGGUCACGCUGUACUUGUGCACCUUACUGUAUGCCGCUACUUUAAAAUUCGACAUGAUCACCGUCGAGUAUUUGGGAGCGGUCGCCCUGGACAUUUAUAUAUAUUGCUAUUUCGGUAACCAAAUUAUUUUACAGGCCGACCGUGUUACGACAGCUGCGUACCAGAGCGCCUGGCCGACCAUGGGAAUGAAAACCCGUCGUCUCUUACUCAACAUAUUGCUGUCCAACCUAAACCCCGUGAUUGUGCGAGCUGGUAGAUUUCUACCAAUGAAUCUUCAUACAUUCGUCGUGAUAAUAAAGACUUCAUUCUCGUAUUACACGCUGUUAGUAAAUGUAAACGAGAAGUAA